AGCAUUUGCAAGCAGAAUGGUUUUGCGGGGCGGCUGAGCGCGCUCCGGAGGCCUUCCACCCCCCGGACCACGCGGGGCGCGUCGGCGCUGACCGGCCAUCGUCAUGCGGAAGACCGUGGCGAUGCUGAAGCGGGGGGCCACGGCAGAGAACGUGGCUGAGCAGGUCGCCAAGGUGAAGAAGGUCUUCCAGUCCCCGUUGCUCCCGCCGGCCUUCCAGCAGCUCCACGCCGAGACGCAGGCCGAUCGCCAGAGGAAGCGGCGCCACUUGGGCAACGCUGCAUGGUUCAACCUUCUGAUCGGGGUCAUGCUCUGUGUGAACACCAUCGUCGUGGGCAUCGAGACCGACUACUCCCGGGGACGGCAGCUCGAGGACCGUUUGGCCUUCUUCGUCAUCGAGACCUUGUUCGCGGUGACCUUCUUCACCGAAGUGAUGAUCAGGAUGCAUCACCUCGGCUGGGAGUAUGCCAUCGAUCCUUGGAACAUCUUCGACUACUCCUUGGUCGUCUUUGGCUGGACAGACGUCUUGGUCUCUGUCACGGACACCGGCAGCGGCGGCAUGCGGCUGGCCUCGUCCCUGCGGCUCUUCCGGCUGCUGCGGGUGGUGCGGAGCAUUCGGGGGAUCAAGGUCUUAGCAGGUCUUUGGGUGGUGAUCCAGGGGCUCUUGGACUCCUACCGCACGGUGCUUUGGGUAGCCUUCGCGAUGGCGAUCUUCCUGUUUUGCUUCGGCGCGGCCGUGUGCGUCCUUGGGGGGCAAGAUCGUUUCGCCUUCGAGCAUUGGUACAUGGGCCAUAUGUAUGUGGGCUCGGUGCUCCGUUCGAUGUUCACCAUGCUCCAGGUGGCCACCUUCGACAAGUGGGCGGAGAGCGUGGCUAGGCCGCUCUUCCACGUGGCUCCGAUGGCGACUCCGGUGCUUUUCGUUUGCAUCUUUGUCAUGAGUUUUGGCACUCUGAACAUCUUGGUGGCAGUCAUGGUCGAGCGGAUCUCGGUGAUCACCGCAGACCGACGGACCCAUGCGGAGCAGGCAAGAGUACGGAUGGAAGCAUAUAUGCUGGAAUCCAUGGUGGACGACUUGCACGCGAAUGACAAGGAUGGUAGUGGAGACCUGUCACAGAAGGAGUUCAAGAAGAUCAUCAGGAUUCCGGGCCUCGUCAAGAAGCUAGGCUUGCUGGGCAUCACCAUCGAAGAGGCGGAGAGUCUCUUUGAGAUCAUGGAUGUGAACCACAGCGGAACGGUCACGCCGGAGGAGUUCAUCGCCGGACUGCAAAAGAUCAAAGGGCAAGCCAAAGGACAAGACAUGGUGCAGCUCAUUUGCUACGCUCAGCGGCAGGUGGUUCGAUCUGCGCAGUAUGUCUCGAGGAUGAAGUUCUUGAACAUGCAGGUGGAUCACGUCCAAGAACGGCUCAAUGCUUCAGGCAUCUCGUUGCAGUUUGAGUCGGGCGACCGAAUCAAGACCGCCGAGCGCAACGAGAUGGUGACCACCAGUGCCGCCCAUCGAGAGCUCCUCCUUUUCAAGCUGGACGCUGAACGGCAGUCAGCCUAUCCUGUGGUCCAGGAUGUGAGUGGAAAGAGACAUUAUCAAGAAGGAGCGAAGACAUCCCAGCCAGGCAUCGACGAUGACUACGACUGGUCCUGACGUCGGCGACGCAACGUUCGGCUUGCGCGUUCUCUUUCGAGGCUUGUGGCUUUAAGGACGUACGCAGUGUCCUUCGUUCGUAUACAUAUUGAAAACACGAUGAAACAGUGACCCCUUCAACCAAAACCACAGCCAAACCAGCCAAAACGGUUUCGGAAACCGUUCACCUCGCGAAACCUCCUGCUUUGCCUCGCCGCGGCCCUUCAUCUCACCUCCGUCCUCUCGGUCUCCGCCUCAAGGGCGAGCGUCGUUGGAUGGACCAAAAAGAGACCACGGGCGUCGGAGAGCGGAGGGAGAGCGGAUGGGGAUGGGCGUGUUGGAUGUUGUUGGGGAUGUUGCAGGCAGGUUUGGGUCGACGAUUUUUCUGGAGUUGGAAAGUUUGGUUUGCUGAGUGGUGC
Durusdinium trenchii is the source of this 2031-nucleotide messenger RNA. NCBI's taxonomy places the organism in Eukaryota, Dinophyceae, Suessiales, Symbiodiniaceae. The record is from the annotation of a GenBank genome assembly.